Messenger RNA from Ruditapes philippinarum (Manila clam), 331 nucleotides. Its product is annotated as perlucin-like protein. The record is from RefSeq and is a predicted model, not a curated record. Lineage: Eukaryota; Metazoa; Mollusca; Bivalvia; Venerida; Veneridae. The transcript is spliced from 3 exons. Bases 77 to 331 code for a protein of 84 amino acids.
UAUGUAUGUUAAAAAAAUUCAACUGAUAAGAACAGUGUGCCCUUGAUAUUUUACUGCUGAUAAGAAUUAACAAAAGAUGACGAUGUUUGUUAAGUUAGGCGUUUAUAUUUUGUCAAUAUGCAGUUUAUUUACACAGGGUCUUUGUUGUCAUAGUGGAUGGAUGACCCACGGAUCAUCUUGUUACCAUUUUAGCCAUGACACAGAAUCAUGGAUAGGAGCACUACAAUUUUGUAGAGAGAUGAUGGGUCAUUUAGUUGAAAUCAAUGAUGCGGAUGAGAAUGCUUUCAUAAAAGCUGAAGCCAAACUUCGUAAACGUAAGCUUUUAACGUAA